Molecule: messenger RNA, 2820 nt
Organism: Nannizzia gypsea CBS 118893
Lineage: Eukaryota; Fungi; Ascomycota; Eurotiomycetes; Onygenales; Arthrodermataceae
Exons: 2
Coding region: 1-2820 (939 amino acids)
Cellular component (GO): cytosol
Source: RefSeq, a predicted model, not a curated record
AUGGCUUCGUCCGCGGUACAAGAGUCUGUAGAGGAUGGAAACUCGCAGAGUACCCCAAAAUGCACGGCUCCAGAGCUUCUGUUGAAAGUGGUAUUGAUUGGGACUUUGAGCCAUUAUGAGACUCGCGGGAUGAUCGAUGAUAAGAGACUGGAACAUAUGCUACUUGCAGGCAAGCAGAUAUUAUACAAGAGCCACCAGGAAAGCGACGUAAGACAAAAUCUAGGAUUCUCACCUGCAAUAUGGCAGGGGCUUACUGAUGUGCUCACUAAAGCUAUCCCAGUACUGGAAUCGCAAUCCUUUGCUUGGAAGAACCCAACUUCUGCGAACUAUGAUGGCUCUUCAUCCAACCUGAUUGCAUAUAAUUACUUCCCACUGGUUAAAGACAUUGAACGAUUGAAUGAUCUUUGUACGAUUGCUCGGAACCUGCUCGCAACAACCAAAAAGGCACAAAAUCUAGCUGCCGAAAAAGGAUUUGACCAGAGAAUUUUGAUGCUGAUCGACACUUGUGUCAGAGUGACCGCCAGGGGAUAUGAUGGAGAAAGCAACGCGAGGAAUGAAGAGAGAUGGCAAAAAGUUGUCAGCCUCUAUAAACGGCUAUUGAUUACGUGCCUUCAAUUCCUCCAUAAUUUUAUUAUGCACAAUGAACACCGGAAGCUCGUUCUCUGGUUGGAUCUGUUUGGCUAUCACCAAAAUGGUGAAUCUAGCAUUAUUACCCACAUGGAACCUCUGGAUCAAUCAAACAACGCUGCCCAGGGACUUGCGCCGAUUGUUAGAGCUGGAGAACGACUUGUCAAUCCGCCACUUAGGACACUUUAUGACCAAACUGCCGAGGAUCUAUUAUUGGAAACCAUCUCAUCUUUCCCAAGGGAACCUGCUACCAUAAAAGAAGAGGCUGCUAUGCUAUUGUUGGCUAAUAUCAAGGACCAUAUGGAGAAACUCCUUGGUCGAAACUUGAAGGAGAUCCAGCAGAUGGGCAAAGACCCCGAACGUGUCAAGGAAAUUCGAGCCGCCCUUACUGCCAUCCUAGGCGCAAAAGUGGAUGGUUGGGCGGACUUGAAUGACCGUCAAGCAGGUCCAUCUCGGAUUGAGGAAGAGCCUACGCGCAAGAAACCUAUUUUAAGCAUAGACAGGAGCGCUACGGCGGGCUUUCCGCGCACCUGCUGGACAGAUUUUCCUAACCUUGAUGAAUAUGGCGUUAUAUCUGCGGUUGAUGCUCCUGUAACUCCCGAAGAUCGAAUUAUGACGCGCUCAGCUCAGUCUGCAGCAGAAACCCUUCAAGAAGCUAAAGAUGAACUAAUGACACGCUUACAAGAGACCUCCCCCGUCCUUACAGAGGGUGAGCAUCACUACGAUGGUAUGGAACGUAGUGGUGUUGCUGAUGAUGAUUCACGAAGCUUGGAAGCAGUAGCGGAUGGGAGUGUUGAGGAAGAAGAGGACGAGGAAGACGAUGAUGACGAUUACAGGGGCCGCCCAGGAGACCAGCAACGAGGUCUGUUGACUGAUAUUCCGUUGGUGUUAGGGCCUGCUGAAAUUGAAGCUUUGCCAAUGUUAAUUCAAGCUGGAAUUGUGGACAGCUUUGGACCAAAGGGUGGCCCUAAAACAGGAUCUAAAAACAUGCAGGCUGUUCGUUGCCAUAUUUUGCUUGCCCAAGAAACCGGGCGGAAUCUGCUCAGAGAGCUCCUAAUAUUUAUUGCUGCAUGGGAUCUCCCUGACGAUGAGCUUUACUUCAAAAUGAUGGUUCAAAUUAUGGAAGCUGUGCUGAACAACGGCCUAAUGUCACACGCCUACUCUGACUUUGGACAGGCCAAGGAUAUUAUAUCCCCAGCGCAAGCUGUGGUGAUCAAAAUUCUUACCCACAUUUUCCGGUCAAAGUACUCGCCACCAAACAUAACAUCUACGACGGAAACCCCAACCGGGAGAAGCUCGGUUACCGUCACCAAAGUGGAUGUUCUGACGGUGCGUUAUAUUUUUACUAUCUUCCGCGGAAACAUCAUUCCCGAAACGUGCGCUUUGAUCUAUCUUCAAGGUCAGAUUAGAGCUGGACACGCCCUUCCCGAAGAUUUCCCACUAAACUUGUGGGACAUGGAACGAGUUUAUGAAGGAGUAUAUCAAUUCCUUGAAUUCUUCGCAGUUCUGACGGAAAAUACCGAAUGGAAGAAUCUCCUUGUCCAGUGGGAGAUUGUAUACGACUUGGUGACGUUGAUCAAAGAGCUAGAAGCUAGCAUUCCUAAGGGGUCCCUCAGUUCACUGACCCAGGCAGCCGCGGCAGCAGCUCCAAGAACACCUCAGCAAACGCCAUCUAACGAGCCUCCUGCCUCCGAAAGUGGCAGUGCCGCCGUUGCUCCAGUGGCUGUUGAACGGCCAUAUGAUCCUAAUGACUCUGAACCGAUCGAUAAUGCCACAGUUGGGCCGGAAUCUAGGGUGCCUUCGCCACCAAUUGGCAAUGAGGAUCCAGCCGAAUUUGAAUGGCGUAACCUCAAGAAGCUGGUUAUAUUGGUGCUCUCUUCUCUUGUUUGGAAAUGUCCUCAGGUCCAAAAUCAAAUUCGAAAGUAUGGUGGGAUUGAGACUAUUUUAUCUUGUACUGCUUUUGAUGCCCAUAACCCAUACAUCAAAGAACAUGCCGUCAUGUGUUUGAAAUUCCUACUUGAAGGGAACCGGGAGAACCAAAAGUUAGUGGAACAACUAGAAGCCCGAGAGGUGGUUCAGGAUGAUUCUAGGAUACUGGAGAAAAGCGGAUAUGAAGCAGUUUUGGGCCAGACAGGCAAGCUUUCGCUUCGUACAAAAGAGAUCAAUGGCCCCCCACCACCACAGGGUAGCUAA